Messenger RNA from Fulvia fulva, 1029 nucleotides. RefSeq lists its product as uncharacterized. NCBI's taxonomy places the organism in Eukaryota, Fungi, Ascomycota, Dothideomycetes, Mycosphaerellales, Mycosphaerellaceae. Bases 1 to 1029 code for a protein of 342 amino acids. The transcript has a single exon. Gene Ontology annotation, molecular function: acetyltransferase activity. The record is from RefSeq and is a predicted model, not a curated record.
AUGUCCGGCCCUCCGUCAGUCCUCACCGAAGACGAGAUCACCACCUUCCUCUCCCACAUUGGCCUUCCCCAGCACCUGCACCAAUACCGCUACAGCGCCAACCCAGAAACCGACAUCCACUUCCUCACCCAACUAACAAUCCACACAAUCUCCACCCUCCCCUACGAAAACUUAGCAAUCCAUUACUCCCCCUCCCACACACCACUCAUCGUACCGCGUGCUGCUUACAACAAGAUGGUGGUCAACGCCCGCGGUCGUGGCGGCUACUGCAUGGAAAACAGCCUCCUCUUCAACCACAUCCUCCGCGGCCUGAAAUUCCCCGUCUACACAGCGCCUGUACGAACCAAGCCCCGGAUCGAUGGGAUUCCGCAGGGCGAAUACGCUGGAGCUCAACAUCUCGUCAACAUCGUUACCCUCUCCGAUGGCUCGAAAUGGAUGCUCGAUGUAGGAUUCGGUGGUGAUGGAGCCACUGCACCGAUCCCUUUGAUUGAUUGUGCUGGAACGGAGAGGACGUAUCGGAGUCUUGGAACACAGGAGAAUCGUCUAGUCCGAGACUGGAUCCCCGGCCAAGCGUUACGGACGGAGGCGAGUAAGCUGUGGAUCUAUCAAUACCGAAACGGGGCAGAGAAAGCUUGGAAUGCAUUCUACGCCUUUGGGGAAUAUGAAUCUGUCGAGAGAGACUUCGUGGUAGUGAACUGGUUCACGGGUAGUAGUCCGGAAAGUUUCCAGACGAAGAUGGUGAUUGUUGUGAAGUUUCUGAGGAGGGAGAGGGAAGAUGGGAGUGGUGAUGCGGAGAUUUAUGGCAAGAGGAUGCUGGUUGAUCAUGUUGUGAAGGAGAAUCUGGGUAGGAAGACGAAGAUUGUGAAGGAGUGUAGGACGGAGGCGGAGAGGGUUGAGGCGUUGGAGGAGUGGUUUGGGAUACGAUUGACGGCGGAAGAGGCGGCUGCUAUCAAAGGGUGGAGUACUGAGAUUGGGGGUGAUGGGACGAGGUUGCGAAAGGGGGCGCAGAGCUUUGAUAACAGCGUUUGA